UAUUUACUAAAUAAAUGUUAAAAAAAAAACCCUAGCAGAAGCCUUCUCUAUAAUUUUUGGAGAAGAUAAAGAUGAUCCAGAGCAUCUUUAUUUGUAAAUGCAGAGUUUGCCUUAUUUGGUGAAAUAAAACAAAGCGAAAACAGGCAUUCUAAGACACAGUUUCCACAAUAUGGUACAAAGAAGGAGAGCUGAAACUCCCUGAGUCAAGAACACAAAGCUUCAAGUCUAGGGAGACGAAGGCAGCUAAAGUUUGCAGGACAGAGUAUUGGAGAGAAGAAAGCUGUAGAGAACUCCAGAGAACCUCACAGUGUAGAUCUCAAAUAUAAAGCUGAAUACAGAUCAGUACAUGCAUAUGAGGAAACUACCUAGAGAUGGAGAAAGAAUCACCCGAAAGGAUUAGAGGGGACAGUACUCUGUUCACACAGAGCUGGGAACAGUGCCUGUUCCUAACAGCCAGACUAGAGAGAGCUUGUAAUUCUUGAGGUGUUGGGUAUUAUGCUCUGAAAGGCUAUGUCUUAUUAGGGAGGAAUGCGUAGCCCUAUACCUGACAAUACUCUGAUGCUGCCUAAUGGAUCUUAAAAGUACACUUGAAAAAACCAAAUGGUUCUCGAAUUAACUAUAUCUCAGAACAAAGCUCAACACUAUUUAGAGGUAUUUAAGGCAGCAAUAUUAGUAUCAGAUGAAGUAUAUUGCAAAGCAAAGACUAUGACCAGGGAUAAAGAAAGUCAUUUCAUAAUGAUGAAGGAGUCAGUUCAUCAGAAAGACAUAACAAUACUAAACAUUUAUGCAUCCAAUAACAGAACUUCAAAACACAUGGAGUAGAAAUUGAUAGUACUUCAAGGAGAAAUAGACAAAUCCAUAAUUGUAAUACAAAAUUUCAUUAUCCUUCUCUCAGUAAAUGAUAAAACAAGAAGACAGAAAAUAAUUAAGGAUAUAAAAGAGAGUAACAAUACCAUCAACCAACUUGGCCUCAUUGAUUUUUAUAGGACACUCUACCCAACAACAGCUAAAUACACAUUCCUUUCAAGUGUGUGUGAAACAUUCAUCAGAAUAAACCAUAUUCUGGAAUAUAAAACAAGUCUCAAUAAAUUUAAAAGGAUUGAGCUCAUUCAAAAUAUAUCAUUGACUGGUGGAAUUAAUUAAGAAAUCAGUAACAGGAAUCUUCAAAUAUUUGGUAACUAACAUGCUUCAGAAUAUUCAUGAGUCGAAGAGGGAGUCAAAAGGAAAAUGAGAAUUUAUUUGGGACUGAAUGAAAGUGAAGAGUCACUUAAGAAAAGCAUUACUUGGGUGGAAUUUAUAGCAUUAAAGGCUUAUAAAACCAAAAGUUCCAGAUCAAUUUACAUAUUAAGAAACUAAAACAAAAAAGAGCAAAUGAAACUCAAAGUAAACAGAAGAAAGAAAAGAAUGAGAGCGGUCGCGCAGUCGGACCGGCUGCUGAGACGAACGCUUCACUGGGGCAGUCUCCGCAUAUCAUGGGGAGACAGACGCUGCUGCCUUUGAUUGGCCUUGGUCCUCACAGCUCCAAAAAGAAACAAGAUCUUGAUAAGCUCUGUGAGCUGAAGUCCAAAGCUCGGCAGAUUAUGAACCAGUGUGGUCCCUCAGCCCUAAUCAACCUCUCCAAUUUCUCAUCCAUAAAACCGGAACCAGCCAGCACCCCUCCACAAGGAUCCAUGGCCAAUAGCACUACAGUGGUAAAGAUACCAGACACUCCUGGGACAGGAGGUCGUCUUAGCCCUGAAAACAAUCAGGUAUUGACCAAGAAGAAAUUGCAAGACCUAGUGAGAGAAGUGGAUCCUAAUGAGCAGUUGGAUGAAGAUGUGGAGGAGACGCUGCUGCAGAUUGCUGAUGAUUUUAUCGAGAGUGUGGUGACAGCAGCCUGUCAACUUGCUCGACAUCGCAAGUCCAGCACCCUGGAGGUGAAAGAUGUCCAGGCUCAGGGUGCGAGUACUUGGAGCAGUGACUGCCAUCUGGUGGCAAGCCAGAAUCGUCGCUUUGUGGAAGCAGAUGGUUGCGAAGUGGUCCUCUCUGGACUCCCCGGCAGCAGGGGACCCGUUAGACAAUGUCUGAUGCUGGAGGGCAUCUGA
This is a messenger RNA of Oryctolagus cuniculus (rabbit), 2084 nucleotides long. The record is from RefSeq and is a predicted model, not a curated record. NCBI's taxonomy places the organism in Eukaryota, Metazoa, Chordata, Mammalia, Lagomorpha, Leporidae.